AAAUUAAACCAAAAAAAGCAAGAGGAUAAAAAAGAAACCAAAAAAAAGGAAAUUGGCCUUUUUUCUCAAAUUUAAAAUAAAAUAAAAUAAAGGAAAUUCAUUUUGCAACUCGAAAGUGAAAACCAAGAAACUCCUGCAAUCAUCCAUCCCCCAUUGAAAAGAGAGAGAGUAAGCUCUAAGCUGAGGGAGACAUAGUGAUGGCAAGUACUGGAAGAGAAGCAAGACGACGUCGUAUUUUGGAAGGAGGGCAAGAUCGUCUGGCUCUCAUCACAGGCCGAAAACCUAGUCUUUCAUCUGAUGCCAACGAUUCCGAUGCAUCUCAAUCCUUCGUUCCUCAACAACAGUAUCAUCAUGAUCUCAGAUCAAUUCUUCCAUCUGAUCAACCUUCAGUUUCUCAAACAGAGGAAGAAAAACCCACAUAUUUGAUGCAUGAUGAAGCUUCCAACUUCAGUGAGGAUGAUGUAUUAGGGGGUCGAAGCAAAGAAGAAGUGUUGAUAAGGAAAUUUGAGCAAGUUACAGAACCAUCGAGAGCAUCUGCAUCAGAAGAUAACAGCAAAAGAGAAGCUUCUUCGGGGCUUCAGAAAGCUUUUGAUGCAGCACUAGGGGUGGCCCAACAAAUCCCUGUUGGUAAUGUGACUUCACAGCAAGUAAGUGUUGCUGUAACAGAGACAGAGCAUGAUAGAUUGUUGUGUGCUCUAACGAUAGCAAUCUUGGUAGUCUUAUCAUCUGCCGGAUUCCCGAUAGUGAGCAGCAAGGCAUUUAGGGGGAUCUUAUUAUUCCGACCACUGUUUCUCGUUUUGAUAACCAAUAUAACGAUUAUCAUCUGGAGACUUGUACCUGAUAAUCGGAAGAAUGUUUCACGAGGGGAUAAAGAUAAAACACCUGUUUUAGGCGAUGGGUAUGCUUGGGCUGAAGAAGCUGGGAGGGCAUUAGAGCUGGGUUUGAUGCUGAAGAACCUCUCGGGUUCACUAUUCAUGGAUUGCAGUGUGUAUGCUACCAUUGUUGUAUUCGGUCUUUCUUUAUUUGGCUGAAAUUAAGCCCCCAUCUGUCCAUCUUUAGUUUACGUAGGACAAACUUUUCUGCAACUGCAAUUUGCUCAAACUUACUCAUAUUAAGCAAUUUGUUACGUAGCAAUUUUCUAUGCAAAUUUGUUGUAUGCACUCGAGCUUCUUUCAGCAUUCAAUUAGAGUUUUACACCAAGUUUACCUUAUA
Molecule: messenger RNA, 1212 nt
Organism: Spinacia oleracea (spinach)
Lineage: Eukaryota; Viridiplantae; Streptophyta; Magnoliopsida; Caryophyllales; Amaranthaceae
Exons: 2
Coding region: 198-1031 (277 amino acids)
Source: RefSeq, a predicted model, not a curated record